AUGGAUCACCUCGACUUCACCUCCGACGGCUUCUACGCCUUCGAGAACACCCUCCAAGACCCGGCCCAGCACCGAUACUCCGCGUAUCUCCAGAACAGCACCUGGCCGCUGCCGCUCGAGCAAACGCAGUCGAAUAUGUCUCACAAUGCGCCCCAGAGCGCACACUCGAGGAGGGCCACCACCACCGCCUCGAGUCAAUCAACCACCUCGUCCGCUCCACUCCAGGCCUAUCACCAUGGCCACUCGCAGUCGCUGGACCCGCAGGCAAUGCUCUCGACGGCCGCCCACGACUGGCAGUUCCAGAUGCACCACCCGAUGCACCACCACUCGUACUCGCACGACAGCGCCGCCAUCGACACGGCCAACUUCACCAACUUCGGCGCGCCGCUGCAGACGUCGCCCGUCGAGUACAACAUGCCCACCACCCAGGCGCCCCUCGGCAUGAGCACCACGACGAUGCCGCUGGACAUGGGCAACAACUACAUGGCCAUGAGCGGUGCCGUCGAGCAGCCCAUGAACACCAUGGCCCCCUUCCAGAUGAACGACUUCCAGAACGAGCUGCUGAACUAUCCCAUGAACUCGAACGAGCUGGUCGCCGCCAGCGUCGCCGGCAGCUCGCCGACCGAGAACUGGCUCGAGGUCCGCUCGCUGUCGAGUAGCGACAAUGGCUGGAGCACCAUCGACUUCCAGCAGCCCGGUCGCCAGUCGUUCGAUUCGUACACUGCCGAGUCGCACAACGGAACCGUCUUCAACCCCAUCCAGACCCUGCACAUCCGCACCCACUCGGACUCGUCGCAAUCCGAUGUCCCGCAGUCGGCGCAUUCCUUCGGUAGCUAUGAGGACAUUCCCCCUUUCCCCAUGCACUCGCCUCAGUCCGAGGUCGAUUUCGGCACCGGCAUGGCGCACGGCCUCCCCCACCACCACGAUCACGACCACGACCACUAUCACUCCCCAAGCCACUCCAUCUCCUCGGUCAGCCCUCCGACCGCCUCCGCCACCCCCUAUCUCAUCAAGCAGUCUGCCUCUUCCUCCUCGUCGCCCACUUCUUCUGGUAUCAGCUCGCCCCCCGCCUCCAGGAGAAAAAAGAGCCCGACUGCCAGCCUCGGCCCUACUACUGCCAAGGUUCAAAAGACCAUUGUCAAGAAGCCGGCCGGCUCGGCCAAGAAGGAUGCCAGUGGCGAGAAGCGUGUCGGCAGGAGACGCGGCCCUCUGAGGCCCGACCAGAGGCAGCAGGCUCACGAGAUCAGGAAGCUGCGUGCUUGUCUGCGUUGCAAGUUCCUCAAGAAGACCUGUGACAAGGGCGAUCCUUGCGCCGGCUGCCAGCCGUCGCACGCUCGCCUUUGGCAGGUUCCUUGCACUCGUAUCGACAUCAAGGACAUCGCUUACUUCAUGAAGGACUGGAAGGCAGACUUUGAGCGUCACGUGAGCUUGGGCUUCUCGGUUGGCAACAUCAAGGGCUUCUCGACCAUGGAGCGCCCGCUGUACAUCACGCACGGCUACGGCUACUACCUGCCCAUCACUGCUCGCGAGGUCUACGUCCGCGAUGAGAAGUGCUUCGGCAUGGACUGGGUUGAGCAGCCUCCUAACGACAGGCCCAAGGAGUUCGAGAUCGCCACCGCUAAGCUUUCGGCUGGCAUGGAAGGCGUCUCGCACGCGCUUCUUUCCGAGUACAUCGACCGCCACAUCGACGGCGGCUUCGAGCGUUUCAUCGAUGACUACUUCGAGGGCACCUUCUUCCUGAGUGAGAUGCUCAAGACGGCAUACCGGUACUACCUCAAGUCCAAGCUGCCCGUCAUUCGCAAGGCUCUGAAGCUUGUUGUCGCGUACAACCUCACGCUCCACGUCACCAUGGUCGAGGGCCUUUCGGAGGAGGAGAGCCAGGUCGGCAAGAUCGACACCAACGAGAGCAAGUUCUUCGGCAAGACCGUUGCCCCUGUCAUGAUCAACUUCCAAGUCAAGUGCGCUCUCGCCGACAUGUGGCGUGAGCUGCAGAAGGAUAUCCUCGAGGAGCUGUCGUCCCUCUACUCGUCCGUCUACAGCGGAGAGAAGCUCAAGAACUGGCCGACCAUCUUCAUGCUGGCUGCCAUUCUUCUUGCUGUCUGGGAGGAGAUGCAGUUUGACUGCCACUACAGGGUGCCCGACCCCGCUGCCGUCCAGAAGUUCUGCAACGACAUGGAGAGCACCCCGGUCGGCGUCAUCGUCGGCCUCUUCUCUGCCAUCUCGCAGAAGCUCCCCGGCUUCAUGGAGUGGGACACCAGGAAGCAUCACCACCUUCUCGCCUCGAACCAGGCGGUGUGUGAUGCGAUGACUGAAGUCAGAGGUCAUGUCACCAAAUAUGAGCACUACUUGAAGAGCCGGGCAGAGGCCAAAUUCGACAGGAACGACUUCGAUUCCCUGUCGAACAAGUUCCUGUCGAGACUUGUGAUCCGCGCGAACUGA
Messenger RNA from Diplodia corticola, 2439 nucleotides. Its product is annotated as c6 finger domain-containing protein. Gene Ontology annotation, molecular function: DNA-binding transcription factor activity, RNA polymerase II-specific; zinc ion binding. Gene Ontology annotation, biological process: regulation of DNA-templated transcription. Bases 1 to 2439 code for a protein of 812 amino acids. The record is from RefSeq and is a predicted model, not a curated record. Lineage: Eukaryota; Fungi; Ascomycota; Dothideomycetes; Botryosphaeriales; Botryosphaeriaceae. The transcript is spliced from 2 exons.